UCUACCCAAUCACUACUGCAAACUUUAACGCAAAGUACAAAAAUUGUACAAUUUGCACAUCUGAAGCUUGUAAAGUAUUUAAAUCAGUGUUGCCACACAAGGAAAAAUUCACCAUUUGCGGGAAUCAUUUGAAAUUUCUAUUUCAUUUUCUAACUGCCCAUUCAGACCGAGUCCAAAUAAACUUCGGUUUUAAAGUAAUGCAAUGAUUGUGUCGUUUUAUUUAUAUCAUUGCGUUGCUGUCAGUCAUGUUUUUGGCAUUUGAGGCAAAAGUGUUGUAUGUGUUUAGGCUUUUUUGUAUCUAUUUACACACCAUAUGUGUAGCAGAACAAAAGCAAAGCAAAACAAAAAAGUAGAAACAGAAAUAAAAAAGCAAAAAGUAAAGUGAAAAUAAUGUGCCGAAAUUUCAUUAGUCUGCCAUGCUCUUGCACAAAAACCAGUGCGAAACGAAACUUUGUUGUGCGGUGUUUGUCAGUCGGUCGGUCGGUUGUCAUUUGCCGUUAAAUAAAAAAUCAAUGUAAAACUUAUGAUUGCUGUGUUUUUAAAAAAGUAAAGAACUUAAUAAUAAUAAAGAAAUACUUAAUAUUAAAAAUCUAUGCUCGCUUAUAUGUUUCUUUCUUUACUUGAAUAUUCGCAAAAAAAAUUGUUUGUUGUUUUAAUUUGUGUACGAAAAACAUGUUUCAGCAGUGACAAAUUUAUUAAAUUAAUGGAUAUAGACGCUACUCAACACGACUCGUACAAAUAAUAAAACAAAUUACGCAUAUUAUAAAUAAAUAAAAUUGAAAAUAAAAAAAGAAAGUAAAAGAAAAAAAUUAUGGUGAAAUUUUUUUAAAAAACAAAUAAAUUAAAUUAAAGAAAGAAACAGCUACAACAAAGUGCAAUUUUACACACACACACACUGAAAGAAAAAUAAGUUUAAAGUUAUUAAAAAGUAAAUUUAUUUAAAUUAUAUAGUAAAGAGAGCGAAUAAAUAUAAUUGUCAUAAAAGUAUUAAGGAAAAAAAGAAAAACAACAACAAAAAUACUCAAGUAUUUCUGAAAGAAAACUAAUUUAUGUGCCAUAACAACAAAAAUGUAAAAGAAAUUAAUUUAUAUAUAAAAAAGAAAAUUCCUAAUUAAUAAAACAAAAACAUAUUUAUUAUUCAUAUAGAACAUUAAUUACUUGCAUCCUAACAAUUAGAAAAUAAUUCAAAAAAAGCUUUAAAAAUAACUUAUAACAACAAAAACACAAAGACCUUAAAAAGAAAAUUGAAGCAGAACGAAGUUAAAAAAAAAAAUGCAAAAUAAAUAAACAAAACACCUUCCUUAACUUCCACUGUGUUUUGUUCUAACCAACGUGUUGAAAAACAAUAACAAAUAAUAAAAAACAACAAGGAUAAAUACGAAAAAAAACAACUACAAACAAGUGAGAAAAAAACCAACAGCAACAACAAGAAACAAGUGAAAAACAUACAAAUUUGACAAAGUGUAAACAUUGUAUUCAUAACAGUAUUAUUAACACGUAACCUACGUCACAUCGUCAUCAUCAACAACAACAAUAUCAUCAACAACAACAACAACAUAUACACCAACAUCUUUACUGUUUGUAAACGAACACACAACAGAGAAGAGAAAAAAACGAGAGUAUUUUUACCAUCAGCCAUCAUCAUCAUCAGCAUUAUUAUCAUCAUUGAGCAACAACAACAACGGCUACCAUAAAAACAAAACAAGAACAAAAAGAACAAUAACUACAACAGCAAUAAACACCAGGAAUAACUUUACAACCUCAAAUAGCAACACAUUACAACGUUACAGCCGAAGGAAGACCCCCCACUCUAAUUCUUGUGAACAACAUUUAUACUCAAUCCCCUACUUGACUUGAAGUUUUUAUAUUUUUUUUUGUUGUCUUCUUCUUCUUCUUUCGUCUUUUUUUAUACAUUCAACGCAUUUUUUGCUUGCUGGCUGUGUGUACAACACAUUUGUAUGCAACACAUUAAGUUGCCCCCUCAUUGUUGUGUAUUUGAUUUCAUUGCUGUUGUUUGUGUUACUCCAUAAUUCUCUUUUGAUUCCCUCCUCUACUUCAUCCAGUACUAACUAACUACUCUGCUGCUGGUUCUUCUCGUUUACAAGUUGUAAGAAUAACAGCAACAACAACAACUGCUUGUGUGAAUGUUUUUGAAAAAAGACAUCAACACUCUGAGUGUGCUUGUGUGUUCACGAGGAAACUGACUCAACUGGCUGACAGCUUGGCUGCUACAAAAACAAAAAAAGGCAAAAUAACAACAAAACCAACAACAAGUCAGGAAUCAUCAUCAUAUAGACAAACCGAAACACACACACAGCAGACAGACAGACUCAACCAAACAAAUCCAAACAUUGGAUAGGAAGACAAAUAAAAAAAAAAAACGAAGAGAAAAAAAUUACAACAACAAGGAUAACAAUUGCAAAACAAAUAAGAACACAAGCAAAAAAAGAGCCAAAACAGAAGCAAAAAAUCAAAACAAACUACACGCGGUUUGAUUGUUUUUUUUUUUUAUUUGUGGGCCACAAUCAAACAAUAACAAACCACCACCUGUAACCAUUAUUACAAGGACAACAACCUUAGCCAACACAUAAUUGAUCAACAUGUCCUGCAUAUCCUCAAAUUUUAGUUCCUUCUUCCUUAACUCUCUUAAUGAUCCUUCGGAAUUUUCGAAAUAUUUAAGCAAUGGAGAACUGAGAUUCUCCUCAACCUUCGAAGAUUUCCAGGUCUAUGGACAAACUAGUGUACCACAACAGCAGCAACAACACUAUCAACAACAGCAACAUCAUCUCAAUGGUGGAGCGGGAGUGCUGUGUAAUGCCAAUGGUGAAAUUAUCAGCAGUAAUGGCGAUGAAGGCAAUUCAAAUAUUGAAAAUACUCAACCCGUAAUAACAUCCGUACAACAUUAUGGCAGCUAUCAAGGACAUCAUCAACAACAACAACCGCCACAUAUGCAACAGCAACAUCUUCAACAGCAGCAGCAAACUAGAUGGGCUUUGCCCGGCAACCAACAAAAUCCUGCAGCGGCGGCCUCUGCUGCAACAACAGGUUCUCAACAUUUUGAUGGUUCUUUUGAGUUUAUGAAAUAUUUACGCCACUCAAAUGACUACAGUGACAAUUCACAUGAUGCCAGCGGCCAACAGAAUCAAUCACAAUCUUCCCAUGCCAUAGCGGUGGGUACAAAACCAGAUGCUUCCUUAAAUAAUGGUCUUAUGGAUUUAGAUAACGCACACAAACGUGCAGCAGCACGUAAAACUCCGCUCAUGUCUUCCGUCAACAGCAACCAUCAUAAUUCAGCGGCCAGCAAUAGUUCCCAUCCCACACCCAUGGAUAUUUACGAUCACGAUUCAAAGCACAAUAUCUACGAUUUACAUCAUAUGAAUUCGAUGCAUAGCUCCAAUUCAAAUGAAUCUUCCAUGGAACUGUCGUCCAUGAACUAUCCCAAUUCUCACCUAAACGCCUCCAACUCGAAUACAUCAUCAGAGGGUGGCAACACCCAGAAUCACAGUGAUUUCUCCAUGUUAAGUGGUGUGGCCAAUUCACAGAAUUCUUCAACAGCUAAUGCUGCAUCAACAGCUGCUGCAGCAGCGGCGGCGGCGGCUGCCUCACCAGCUGCACCCAAGCCAUUGGCUACAUUUACCAUCAAGGAUAACUUUGAAGCUCAUCCAUCGCACAAGGUGGAGGAAGGCAUUUUCCAGCAUAUGAACAAACUGCCGCCCAAAAAGAAAGAGAAUCUCAAACAAUUGGGUGUACGUUUUACCGGUCAAAUGACACUCAAUGAUAAAUCGAUAAUUGUGGAAAACUUUAUUAAAUUCUGUCAUGAAUAUGAAAUUAAAGACCAUCGACCGUUUCUAUCACUCAAUCAAAGUGGCCUAAAUAAACCUGAUCAAAUUAAAUUUGCACGUUAUCUUGGACAAGGUUUACCAACAUUUACUCUAUUUUGCAUUUAUAGUAAUUUUAAAAAUUUAUUUUGCACUAAACGUACCGAAAUAUACACAAAGGAUGGCUAUAAUUUGCCUUAUAUCUUAGAUAAAAUAAAGCGCUUCCUAGCAAAUACAACAGCGGGUAAUAAUAACAAUAAUGCCUCAAACUCAUCCUCCACAACAACUAAGGAUAGUUCCAGUAAUAUAAAUUCCACAAAUCCAAAUACCACCACCUCAACCAACACCCCCAACAACACAACAGCAGCUAAUGUGAAUGCUAAUAAUACAAAUAAUUCAAAUAAUAACGUAAAUAGUAAUAAUGCUGCAAACGCAGUGCCAGUGGCCAUGCAGAAUGGCAACAGCAAUGGCAGCAACAGUAGUGGCAGUGUUGGUGGCGCCGGCAAUGAUAAUGGCAACACUAAAGGCAGUAGCUGUAGCAGCAGCAACAUUAUUAGUAAUGAUAUUAUAAUAAAUACACCAACUAAACAAAUUCAUAAUGUGCCAUCACCAGCUACACCAAGAACACCACAAAUACAACAACAGCAACAACACCAUCAGCAGCAGCAAACGCCACAAAUACCAAUACAAACACAAAAUACCCCUUUACCAGCACAUCCACCAACAACACAUCCCUCCCAUCACCCACUAAUGGCAGCAAAUCAUCCAGCUACACCCCAAACACAUUUACAACAACAACAGCAGCAGCAGCAACAUCUUCACAAUCAUCAACAGCUACUGCAGCAUCCACAUCAUCAGCAGCAACAACAACAUCAUCUUGUACAAAUGCCCAUGAGUCCUAUGGUUGUUGUUACCACUGCCGCACCUACCAGCAUGAUGGUGGCUUCACCUUUGCCCCCCACGACAGCAACAGUAACACAAUCUUCUACAACUAAUCACAACAAUCAACAUCCCCAUCAUAUGCAGCCAAAUAAUCAUUUACCCCUACAUCAACAUCCGCAUACGCACCAUCAUCAUCAUGUUGUCCACACAGUUACCACCGCCCAGCCUUCCCCAAUACAGCAACAACAACAACAUCAUACUACUACUGCUGCUAUUGUCUACCAACAGCAACAACAACAUCAUCACCACCAGCAGCAGCAGCAACAUCCUCAUCAUCAACAACAGCAACAACUACAAAAUCAUCAUCCGCUACACAAUUUAGCUGCUCAAAAUCCUCCCCUCUAAAAUAUUUGUAUUCAAAAUAAUUUUCAUUUUGUCUCAUUUUUAUUAUUAUUUUUAUUUUUUUAAUUGUAUUUUUGAGCGCCUUGUUCUAAAUUUCUCUGUUUCUGCUGCUCGUAUUAGAGCUUAUUUUCUUUUUUCAUUUAAUUUUCUGUAUUUUAUUUAGAUUUUAACAAAUUUGUUUGCAUUUUACUCAAAAUUUUAUUUUGUACAUUCAUUGUAUGUGCGUGUGUGUGUGAGUGUAUGCGUUGUUUUUAAUUUAAUAAUUCACUAUAUUUUCAAUUUCAAUUCGGCUGCUAUUGCAACAAGAAUUGUUUAUUUAAAAGGAAUUAUAUAUUUGUUGUAUAUUUUGUAUUUCGUAAAACAAAUGAUGACAGAAAUUACCCUCUUUCUGCCAUCAUGGAAACGUUUUUGUUCAUUUUUAGCUUAUUUUUAUUUAAUGCAUAAUAUUUAAGGGGGAAUUUUAAAUGUACAUUGUGGAAAAAUAUUACAAUUCUGUUCAGUUUUUAUUAAACAAUAAUUUAAAAUAUAGUUUUCCAUUAGAAAGAUGUCUGCUUUAGAAAGUUUCUUAUUAGGAAGAUAUCUUCUUUACACAGCUUUCUAUUACAAAAUUGAGUUCUGUAGACAAUUUUCUUUUGAAAGGUGUAGUUAUUGAAAUAAUUUAAAUUAUUUAUUUUAUUGUUUUUGCUUAAUUUUACAAAUGUAUUAAUUCUUAAAGAUGCUAAUUUUGAAACCGCUUGGUGUUUUUUCUAUUGACAUCAAACUCAUCUUGUUUUGUGUUCGGAAUACAGUAGCAAUUACUAACAAAAUUAACUGUUUAGAGUUUCACAUUUUGAAAAUGUUGCCCUCUCCAAUCUCAAAACAGACUGAAGAGUUUUAUUGUUGUUUUUGAAAAGUUCUCAAACCUCCAAAGCCCAAAUACUGAAGUAUUAAACGGCGUAGUUCACUGCGUGCAAACAUUCAAGUAUAGUCGAAAGGACUCCGUUUUGAUAGAAGACUAAACUAUAAUUUUCUGAAGGGUUAAAAAUUUGUACUCAUUUUUCCCUCACCUCAGAUGUUCGAUACAUGUUAGUCUAAAUUAAAGCCUUACGCCAUAUCGAGACGUUAUAACAGCUCGAAGACACUAACGAUCAUAAAAUUUUAUUCACUUUUAUUGCCAAUGGAAGUGAAAUUUUUGUUUCCUUGAAAUUUUCAUUCCACUUGAAUUGCUAUCGUGAACUUUCCGCGGACAUUUUAAUUCACAAUAGUUGAUUUUGUUUGCAACAGCUGUUUAUUGUUUACAAAAUGUCAUAAAAAAUUUCACAACAGGAGUAAUUUGUUGACGUCAAAAAAGUUAGUUAACAAGAAAAGUGACAAGGGAGAUAUUUCAAGUGAAAUUUUGAUUGGCGAUUGCGAUGAUUAUUUCAUCUGAAAGUCUUGAUAAUUGGCUUCAAUCAGAGGAUUUAACCUCUUUUAUAUCGUGUUUCUUCUUUGAGAUAUCUUAAGCUAAAGCUUGUAACAGUUAUAAAGCCAAUGAAUCGAUUAUGUAUGCCAACCGUACUUCAGUUCCGUUAUCAGGUUACAAAAUAAUACAAUGUUUUCAGUCUGAAAAUGGCUCCAGUCAAGCAAAAGCUCAUUGAACGAGCAUUAUUAAUGAAUAAAAUAUUCAUUAUUUAUAAAGUUUCCAAAUUAAAGUUAAAAAACAUCUGCAAUUUCAUUUUGGCCUCUGGCUAUGAAAAUUGAUGUAGAAGAUAAACUCGUUGUUCAGUUUCAGCGCAGUUCAAACGUUUUGAAAAUUUUACAAAAUUUUAAUAUCUGGUUACGACCCAUAUUAUACCUCGAAAACUGAUGUAGAAGACAAACUCGUGGGUCAGUUUCCGCGCAGUUCAAUCGUUUAGAAAAUUUUUGAAAAUAGCAUUAAUAAUUCAAAGUUUACUAUUGUGAAUGAACAAUAAUUUAAUUUUCACCAUUAUUCCCGAUUGUUAGUUAGUGAAUGAAAUGUCACGUAUAUGUAAUAUAUUUUUCCUAAAGAUUUGACAUCAGUUGUUCGAGAUAUAGCAUUCUUAAGUGGGAAAACCUUCAAUUAUAUGACAGAUUCCAAUUUAGAGAAAAUAUUUGUUGAGAAUGUGGCUAGAAAAGCUCCUUCUCAAAACAGUAUUGAAAUAUAGUACAUUUGUAUUGAAAUGCAUAAAGGAGACUUUAAUACAUGUAAUGUCAAAUGUUUCCUUUAUGUAAUUUGCCAUAUUUCUUUUGUUGUUGUAACACAAUGUAAUUUUAAAAAUGAAAUUGUAUAUUAAAGUUUCUACAACAUAUUUAGUUUUGAAUUUCAGACAUUGUAUUCAAAAAUUUUAGCGAAAACUUACAAAAACAUAGAAUUAUGCAUGAUCUACGUGAUUUUUUUAAAUUAUUUUUUCAUAAUGAUUAAAAUAUAACCCAAAUAUUAUGUAUGUAUGUAUAAAAAACCUAUUUCUUAGCUAAAGUGAAACAUUUAGGCAUGUCACAGAUUUGAUAUAAACUAAGAAUAAAUAAAAAUUUUAAUAAAAUUGGAAAUAAAUAACAAAU
This is a messenger RNA of Lucilia sericata (common green bottle fly), 7640 nucleotides long. RefSeq lists its product as uncharacterized. The transcript has 5 exons. The coding region runs from base 2601 to 5105 and encodes 834 amino acids. The record is from RefSeq and is a predicted model, not a curated record. Lineage: Eukaryota; Metazoa; Arthropoda; Insecta; Diptera; Calliphoridae.